AUGAGCUCAGAGAGCCUCCUCCCUUCUCAACAGCUUAGGCUCAUUUUCAUUGGGCUUUGUCUACUGUCUUUGGUAGAGUCAUAUGGGUUCCGCAAAUGCACACAGUAUGAAUUAAACAUUCGCCACGUGUUCUGCAUUCGGAAGGAGAUCACCAACUUGACAGAUGCCAUUGGUGACAUCCCUAGAUACACUACUCACCUCAAUCUGACACAAAACCAAAUUCAGGUCCUUCCUCCCCAUAGCUUUGCUAAUUUGUCUGCCCUGGUGGACUUGCGCCUGGAAUGGAAUUUAAUUUGGAAGAUUGAUAAGGGUGCCUUUAAGGAACUUGGAAACCUGACCUUUCUGAAUUUAGUAGAAAAUAAGAUUGAAAGUGUGAACAACUCCUUUGAGGGACUGUCCAACUUGGAGACUUUGCUCCUGAGCCAUAAUUUUAUUACUUAUAUUCACAAAACUGCCUUUGUACCUCUUGUCAAAUUGAAACAUUUAAGCCUGUCUCGAAACCAUAUCACCAAUUUUUCCAAUAUUCUUGAAGCAGUCCAGCAUCUUCCAUGCCUGGAAUACCUUGACCUUACUAAUAACAAUAUCAUAUCCUUGGACCAUAACCCAAGGUCAUUGGUCUCCCUGACCCAUCUCAGCCUUCAGGGAAACAAACUAAAGGAAUUAAAUUUCUCUGCUUUGUCACUGCCUAAUCUGACGACUCUGGAUGUCUCUCAGAAUAGACACCAAGUCAUCCAGAAUGUGGAUCUGGAAACUCUACCCCAACUGAGGAGCUUGAAUCUGAGUGGAACACUGGUGAAACUGGAGAUGCUUCUAGCCAAGUACCUGCAGAAUCUAAGAGAAAUGGACCUCACUAAGCUGGACCUUAGAGGUGGUCACUUAAACUUGAAUACAGUAUGUUGCCUCCUGAAAAACUUACCCACACUAGAAGCAUUAGUUUUUCAGAAAAAUGCCAUGGAUGCAGGGGACAUAAAGCAUCUUGCCAAUUGCACCAGGCUUUUGUCCCUUGACCUGAGCCAAAACAAUGAUCUGGUUCAUCUCAAUGACAAUGAAUUUGUUGCUAUGCCCAGCCUCCAAAGUCUGCAUCUAAACAAGUGCCAGCUUUCCUUCGUCAGCAACAAGACUUGGGGUUCCCUCCAGAACUUGACAGCCCUAUACCUGAGCCAUAACAAGUUUAAAAGCUUUCCGGAUUUUGCAUUUUCACCUCUGAAAGGCCUACAGUCUCUGUUUCUCUCUAAAAACCCCAUCACAGAACUCAAUCAUAUGGCCUUCCAUGGGCUAGAUUUGUUGAAGGAGCUCAACUUAGCUGAGUGCUGGAUAGUAAUGAUUGACAGUUCAUCCUUUGUUCACUUGACAAAUUUAGAGAGCUUAGAUCUUAGACUCAACAAUAUUCAUACUCUGAAGCAGAGAACCUUUCAAUUUCUGAAAAAGCUCAAAGUUCUGAUUCUCUCCAGGAACCGCCUAGAAGUUAUAGAGGAGAAUGCAUUUUUUGGUCUCACUCACCUAUAUUAUCUUGAUCUGGCAUACAAUAGCUUGUCAGGUUUUCAUUUAAAACUUUUCUUGGGCCUUGAAAAUUUAGAAGUGUUGAAUCUCAGUUAUAAUAGGAUUACAUAUGAAACCACUAGGACCUUGCAAUUUCCUCCAUUCAAGAACCUCAAGUCUUUGAAACAACUCAACCUUGAAGGACAAAAUCAUGGGAUUCAGGUUGUUCCAACCAACUUCUUCCAAGGGCUGAAUUGCUUGCAGGAACUAUUCCUAGGAAAAAAUUCCAUGAUAUUCCUGGAUCACCUCCAAUUUGACCCCCUGGUUAAUCUCACAAAAUUGGAUAUCUCCGGAACAAAAGCUGGGGACCGAAGUCUCUAUUUAAAUACUUCCUUAUUCCAAAAACUCAAAAGACUGAAGAUGCUGCGCCUUGAAAACAACAACAUGGAGUCACUGACUCCUGGCAUGUUCUCUGGCUUAGAAAGCCUUCAGGUCUUCUCUUUAAGAUUCAACAAUCUGAAAGUCAUUAAUCAAAGUCAUUUGGAGAAUCUGAAGUCUUUGAUGUACUUUGAUCUCUAUGGGAACAAACUUCAGUGCAACUGUGACAAUAUGUGGUUCAAAAACUGGUCAAUAAACACAGCAGUUGUCCAUAUCCCCUAUCUCGGGAGCUACCCCUGUCAUCAGCCAGAUACCCAGAGUUUGUUGAUAGAUUUUGAUGAUGCCAUGUGUAAUUUUGACCUUGGAAAGAUCUACUUCUUCUCUUCCUUCAGCCUGGUCCUCACAACCAUGGUCUUCUCUUGGUUCAGUGCCAAGAUUAUUUCAUCUCUAUGGUAUGGGCUCUACAUAUUUCGAGCCUGGUACCUAGCUAAAUGGCACAGGACAGAGAAGGAAUUCAUCUAUGAUGCCUUUGUCUCUUUCACUGCCACUGAUGAGCAGUGGGUAUAUGAAGAGCUUGUUCCAGCCCUAGAAGAUGGUGGCCAGCCCAAAUUUAAGCUCUGUCUUCACCACCGGGACUUUGAACCAGGUAUGGACAUCUUUGAAAACAUCCAGAAUGCCAUUGAUACCAGCCGGAAGACUUUGUGUGUGGUCAGUAACCACUACCUCCACAGUGAAUGGUGUCGGCUUGAAGUACAACUGGCCAGUAUCAAGAUGUUCUAUGAGCAUGAGGAUGUUAUUAUCUUGAUCUUCUUGGAAGAGAUCCCAAACUAUAAGUUAUCCAGCUACCACCGACUCAGGAAACUUGUGAACAGACAGACGUUUAUUACUUGGCCAGACAAUGUUCAUGAGAGGCCACUCUUCUGGGCUCGUAUUAGAAAUGCCUUGGGCAACAGAACUGUGGAGAAAGACAAUGCACAGCUAAUAGUGGCUGAGUGA
Messenger RNA from Urocitellus parryii (Arctic ground squirrel), 2853 nucleotides. The record is from RefSeq and is a predicted model, not a curated record. NCBI's taxonomy places the organism in Eukaryota, Metazoa, Chordata, Mammalia, Rodentia, Sciuridae.